GGGCGGUGAGACAAUCCGGAAGUGGAUGGAAAGAGAGGUGCCACUUGGCGGCCAUGGCAGCUGUAGUAUCGGCGACUCCGGGUCAAGGCCCGGCCGAGUGGAGUACCAUGGGCAGCACCGGGUAUAGGGCAGAGACAGCCUUGUGUCAACUUUGCUGCUGAACCCCUAGGACCCAUCGUUAGAGACGUGCAGGACUCCUUUCCUCAUCCCAGGCUCGGAGGAGAGUUUGCUGGGACUGGUGGGCUGGUUUCCUGCCCUGGGGGGCGGAUCACCUGCAGGGCCGCCUCUUGGAGACUGGGGCGUCUAGGGAACGAACAGGUUCGCUUGGGUUACUUACCCGCUGCCGCCUAAGACGUUGUGCCACCCUCAUUCCGACAAUCGAAGAAAUUGAUCAUUCGCACAUUUUCACCAUUGACUUUUCGCAUCUCUCUUAACCCACGAGAAUCUGUGACUGGCAUCUGAGAACCCAGAGCCUGGGACCUUAGAUUGCUGUAAGCUUUCUCUGGUGCUAAUAUUAGCAAAAAGGAUCUGUUUCCAGGUACUUUCAAGAGGAAGGUGCCUCGUGAACACAUCUGCUGGUGGGAAGGCCUAAAGAACUGGAAAGCCCACUCUCUUUGCACCACCACACGUGUUUAAAGAACCUAAGCACCUUUUAAAGCCACUGGAAAUUUGUUGUCAAGUGGUGGUGGGUGAAUAAAGGAGGGCAGAAUGGAUGAUUUCAUCUCCAUUAGCCUGCUGUCUCUGGCUAUGUUGGUGGGGUGUUACGUGGCUGGCAUCAUUCCCUUGGCUGUUAAUUUCUCAGAGGAGCGACUGAAGCUGGUGACUGUUUUGGGUGCUGGACUUCUCUGUGGAACUGCUCUGGCGGUCAUCGUGCCUGAAGGAGUACAUGCCCUUUAUGAAGACAUUCUUGAGGGAAAACACCACCAAGCAAGUGAAACACAUAAUGUGAUUGCAUCAGACAAAGCAGCAGAAAUGUCAGUUGUCCAUGAACAUGAGCACAGCCACGACCACACACAGCUACAUGCCUACAUUGGUGUUUCCCUCGUACUGGGCUUCGUUUUCAUGUUGCUGGUGGACCAGAUUGGUAACUCCCAUGUGCAUUCUACUGACGCUGAUGGUGUUGCUUUGGGAGCAGCAGCUUCUACUUCACAGACUAGUGUCCAGUUAAUUGUGUUUGUGGCAAUCAUGCUGCAUAAGGCACCAGCUGCUUUUGGACUGGUUUCCUUCUUGAUGCAUGCUGGCUUAGAGCGGAAUCGAAUCAGAAAGCACUUGCUGGUCUUUGCACUGGCAGCACCAGUUAUGUCCAUGCUGACAUACUUAGGACUGAGUAAGAGCAGUAAAGAAGCCCUUUCCGAGGUGAACGCCACGGGAGUGGCCAUGCUUUUCUCUGCCGGGACAUUUCUUUAUGUUGCCACAGUACAUGUCCUCCCUGAGGUGGGCGGAAUAGGGCACAGCCACAAGCCCGACACCACAGGAGGGAGAGGCCUCAGCCGCCUGGAGGUGGCAGCCCUGGUUCUGGGUUGCCUCAUUCCCCUCAUCCUGUCAAUAGGACACCAGCAUUAAAUGUUCAAGGUCCAGCCUCGGUCCAAGGCCGUUUGCCAUCCAGUGAGAACAGCCGGCGAGGAACAGCUACUCACUUCCUCAAUCUCUUGUCUCGCCUUGCCCAUCUCCACAUGUAUUCCUAGAGUCCGGAGGGAGGUGAGAUUAAAACCUGAGUAAUGGAAAAGCUUUUAGAGUAGAAACAUGUUGCAGUUAGCUAUAGACAUCCCAUUGUGUUAUCUUUGAAAAGGCCCUUGACAUUUUGAGUUUUAAUGUUUCUCUUGACCCUAUUCUCAGGGAAGAUGAAAUUUAGUUUUAAGGAAAAGAGGAGAAUUUCAUACUCACAUCGAAAUAGUAAUUAUGAAAAUACAGUGUUCUGUAAUUCAGUUUCUGCUUAGUUUAGAGGCUCUGCCACUUUAUCCAUUGAUUUUUAACAUGGUUCCCACCAUGUAAGACUGGUGCUUUAGCAUCUAUGCCAUAUGCCUUGAUGGAAGGUCAUAGCACCCACUCUCUUAGAUGCUAAAGGUGACUGUAGUUAAUUUGGGAUUAGAGUCAGGAAAAUGAUGGCAAGACACAUUGAAAGCUCACUUUAUACUCAAAAGAGAUACCCAUUUAAAGGGGAUGUCUAGAGGGACUUAAACAGCUCCUUUUGCACAUGCCUCUCUGAAUCCAGCCUGCCAUUCCAUCAAAUGGAGCAGGAGGGGUGGGAGUAGCCUCUGAAGAGGUGACUGGUAUUUUGUAGCAUUCCUUUUCAAGUUCUCUUUGCAGAAUAUCUGUCUCCACAUUCUUAGAGAGGAGCCAAGUUCUAGUAGCUU
This is a messenger RNA of Cebus imitator (Panamanian white-faced capuchin), 2354 nucleotides long. It is a transcript of the gene SLC39A9, whose product is annotated as solute carrier family 39 member 9. The record is from RefSeq and is a predicted model, not a curated record. Gene Ontology annotation, cellular component: membrane. The transcript has 6 exons. Gene Ontology annotation, biological process: transmembrane transport; zinc ion transport. Gene Ontology annotation, molecular function: metal ion transmembrane transporter activity. Bases 709 to 1563 code for a protein of 284 amino acids. Lineage: Eukaryota; Metazoa; Chordata; Mammalia; Primates; Cebidae.